UAUCCGUAUCAGGAGCAGUCGGCUCGUUAUACUCUGCAUGAUGCCAAUUAAUAGAGGCGUACUUCCUAAAUCACUUUAGACUCUUGAAGUGGCCGGUGACAUAAAGCUCGAAACGCUACGGUUCAGCUUUUGUGGCGUUCCUGUUAGAAUGUGAUUGCGGUAAAAGCGUUGAGUAAGAUCUGCAUUUAAUGGAGGAAGAAGGGAAUAGCGAUGGACUUUCGGUAAAUGGCAGCCUGCAGACCCCAAUGCAACACGCUGAGGGUGCCUGCAGUGAUAUGAUUGAUGAAGGAUUGCCGGAGGAUUUGCCGUCUAUUAAAACGAGUGCGGUGGAUUUGCUGAGUGAUGGUCUCGUUUCUCACUACUUGCCUAACCUCCAGAGUUCGAAGCUUGCCCUACAGGAGCUCACGCAGAAUCAGGGGGUGUUGUUAGACACGCUUGACCAAGAAAUCUCCAAAUUCAAAGAGUGUAAUUCCAUUCUGGAUAUCAAUGCUCUCUUUUCAGAAGCAAAGCAUUACCACAACAAACUGGUCAGUAUUAGGAAAGAGAUGAUUAUGCUGCAUGACAAGACCUCAAAGUUAAAGAAAAGAGCUUUAAAGUUACAACAGAAGAAACAGGAAGAAAACCUUAAGCAGGAACAGCAGCGAGAGCGUGAAUUCGAAAGAGAGAAGCAAUUAACGGCAAAACCAGCAAAAAGGACAUGAAAGGCUUGGCACAGGGUUCCUGCUCUAAGGACGCAGGUGGAUGUGUGUUGGAGAACAGAUUUGCUUUACUUGCCCUGUACACUAUCCAUUUAAACUGACUUUGAAGCUGAUCCAUCCAGAUUUUAGGCUUUUUUUUUUUAUUCUUUUUUUUAACGCAUUACAAUUAAUUUGAAGUGGCCUUCACAAUAGAAGUUUCAGAUGAUGGGUUUAGUGUCUGGAAAUCCAAAGGUGACUCUAGGUUUAAGCAGAAUAACGAAUGCUCUUUAUAGAACAACGUUUGAAUGUGAUGCUUUAACACCUUCUUGUCCUGAAAGGGCCAUAACAUAGCCCCAUCAGUUUUAAUUAACGUCCUGAUGUAGUAUGGUUUUAUUUUAUUGCUGUGCAGAUACUAACUGCAGGCUUCACAACCAGAGGAAAAUUCUAAUUCGUG
Molecule: messenger RNA, 1131 nt
Organism: Spea bombifrons (plains spadefoot toad)
Lineage: Eukaryota; Metazoa; Chordata; Amphibia; Anura; Pelobatidae
Gene: BLOC1S6
Product: biogenesis of lysosomal organelles complex 1 subunit 6
Exons: 6
Coding region: 189-701 (170 amino acids)
Biological process (GO): intracellular transport
Cellular component (GO): transport vesicle; extrinsic component of membrane; BLOC-1 complex
Source: RefSeq, a predicted model, not a curated record